Vollenhovia emeryi is the source of this 1990-nucleotide messenger RNA. It is a transcript of the gene Rsph9, whose product is annotated as radial spoke head protein 9 homolog. The coding region runs from base 427 to 1269 and encodes 280 amino acids. Gene Ontology annotation, biological process: axoneme assembly; cilium movement involved in cell motility; motile cilium assembly. The record is from RefSeq and is a predicted model, not a curated record. Gene Ontology annotation, cellular component: radial spoke; axoneme. The transcript is spliced from 4 exons. Lineage: Eukaryota; Metazoa; Arthropoda; Insecta; Hymenoptera; Formicidae.
CUUUUGUGUAUGUACAGACCGACAGUGUCCCACUAUUCAUAUUAAGUGAAAGAUCAGCAUGGUAUAAUUGAAAUUAAGUUUAGAAGCCUAACAAAAAAUCUAUUUACUUGAAUAAGUUGUAGGUUAUCUAACUACUAAUAAAUAUUUCGAUUUUAUCGUAAGAUUAAAAAGAAUAUUGUAAUUAGGACCUAAUCCAGAUUCAUAACACAUUUUCGGUCGAACAUAUGUUCUUAGUGUCUUCAGGUUAAUCGCUCCGAGAGGGCUAAAACCCACGUCAGUUUCAGUCAGUUGAAAUUGUCGAAAGCGCCAUCAGAUAUGAUUAGAUAUAUACAUUUUUUCCCGGGCUGUUUAAACAGUUGAAAAGAGCAAUCUCGAGCGUCAGAGAUUAUCAGAAAUGCCGAGAUCUCCGUAAGCUACGUAAGCAAAAUGGAUUGCUUCAAGUUACUGGAAACUCUUGAUAUAUUCGGCUGCGCCGGUAUUUGCAUAAGUACUGAAAGCUCGCAGCUGCUGCAGAAUUCGCUACUCAUUUUACAGACGGAAAAUCACUUUCGAAAAUGUUAUUACUGGGGCAGAAUCAAUGGGAUACAAAACGACUAUCAUGUCGCAUACGGUUUCGCGAGGGAUUGCAUGAACGAUCAGGUGUUUUAUUACAGUACGGAUGGUAUGAAUUGGUUGCUGCUGCCAAAAGCGACGAAAUGCGCACGAUUCCUGAGCCCCUUAGCGAUUAAUAAAUUCGAAGGCGAUCCGUCCAUCGUCACGAACGUUUACGACGUUAACCCACCGUUUCCGCCAAACGAGGAUCCCAAGAUUUAUUACGCUGAUCCUAUGCCGAAGGAACUGAAAGAGGAGGACCGUCUCGCGGCCACUGUGGAAUCAAUCAUGGAGGAUGCUGCGGUUGUUCCGCGAGGAGCCUGGUUCAAGUGCCCGAAUGGCGACGUGAUCGAGAAUCCGAACUUCCGCGGUCUACGCGAGAUGGAGGCCGCGAGUCUGAAAUCUUACUUGCACGCACGUCCCCCGAAACAGAAGUGGAACGAGAAUUUGUCGUCCCGGCCCGAUUACAAUUACGCUUUGGAUUUUUUAGACGCCGCAGACAUGGACGUUCCUCAAGAAUGUUGGAACCUGCAGUUCCUCCUGGGCGGUCGUCUGGCCGUUUUGCACAGCUUGUACUGGCACGGAAUGACCUUUUUUCACAAGUUGAACUCCCCGCAUCACGGAUUUCUGUACGUCGGGCAUGGAAAGAAGAACAUGGAUCUGCCGUUCAUGAUAUGAUAUUAAACUGGAGUUACAAGAGCGAAAUACGAGUGACUGUGUGAGAGGACAAAAUGUCACAUGUAAAUGGCAUUAAGGUAAUAAAUGCUGACGCUACGUAAUACAAAUUUUAGGCGUAAAUGCUUAGAGACAGUCUUAGACACGACGUCAGUUUGCUUCUCUUAAUUUGUCUAUAAAGUGGAACAGCGCAGUGAGUUGCAAGAGCUAAACCGCCCGGUUGAACGAUCGAUACACGCGUCGAUGUAAUUCGUAACGCUAUUGUCCUUAACGUCCGCUUCCCGUCAUGAAAAUCCGUUGUUCGCACGUAUUCCUGCGCGUAUCUAUUCGUGUCCGCUUUUGGCGACGUCCUCGAAUCCGCGACAAUGUUAAAUUUCACGCUUCCUGCGGAACGCGUGCACUCCUCGCGCCGGAUUGUCGGCUGGGAUUCCACGAAAAGGAAACUCGGCGUGGCUUAGCUGGAACGGCUUGAAUCGUGAGGAAACGAGCUCCGAGAAUCGCAUAAAAUAUCCCCGACAAGUCAAUUUACCAGUCAAUUUUAUGUUUCAUUAUUGUUCCUUACGUAGAAUAAAAUAUUAAUUCUAUUAACAUUGACUUAAUUUGAACACUCGAUCAGGUAACAAUGUCUGAUCUUCUUAUUUAACGUUAAGGAAAUAUGAGAUGUUAAAAAGACGUUCCAAACAUGGAGAGACAUGGACUUACCGGAUACAUAAUAUACCUAAAA